Molecule: messenger RNA, 2604 nt
Organism: Lingula anatina
Lineage: Eukaryota; Metazoa; Brachiopoda; Lingulata; Lingulida; Lingulidae
Source: RefSeq, a predicted model, not a curated record
AUGGAAUGACUGAGACUGCCUCUGUUUGGGAUGAUGAUUAUGGUGUAGACCCUGAUCUUUAUCAAGAAGAAGAUCUCCCAUUACCACAUGAUGAGGCAUAUCUACAACCAGAUCUUCUUCCAAAUCCAAACACAGAAUGCAUAUAUGAAUACAGUGGUGUUCCUCUUGCAAAAACCUUUCUCUAGGCCAGGUUCAGCAUCCCACUCCCUGUCCACAGGGUACCAUACCAUGGUUACCGUGGAGACAGAAGCAGCCAGUGGUACUCACCCAUCACAGCCACAAUACACUGGUGGCAGUUUCAUUGGAGGAGCCAGUUCUGUAUUUUCCUUGGAUACAACUGUUACAGAAUCUGCUAACCUUGAACAUGACGAUUCAACAACAAAAGCUGUUCCAGCAGAGACGGUUACAGGCGCAGUUAAUAGUCGCAGGUCCCCAUCAGCAAAAAGUCACAUAACAUCAUCUUCAUCUAUCAGGGAAGAAGGGAAUGGUGGAGAAGCAGUAAAGCCAGGUGAUUUUGCAUUAGAUACUAAGAAACAAGAACCACAAAAACCACAAGCGCCAUCACCAACCAAAUCGCCUGCUCCACUCAUGAAGAUAACAUCAGGCCCCAAACCCCCAUCUAGUCCAUUGACCAAGUCAACCAGUAAUGCAACACAAAAAAUUAAGGCAACAAGUGCAAAAUUAGAAAAGAAAAUCAAAACACCAAGAGUGUCAUCAGCAGCCAGUAGAAAAAGGGAUGUCAAAAUAUCUACCAGUACUGAGACGUCCAAUGAGCAAGUCUCACAACCCUCUGCAACUACCAAUAGGGAAUUUAAAGAAUUCACGUCAGAAUCAUUGAUUUCUGAUACCCGAGCUGAGAUUGAGCGUGUAUUUGGUAAGCAGACACCAGUAAAAACUAAAAAAGCUUCUGGAGGUACUAAAGGAAAUGAGGGAAGCAUCAAGAAGCAUAGAUCUAAGGAGAAGGAAAAAGAAAAAGAAAAGGAGAAGGAAUUAGAAGUGGAAAUUCCUGAAGAAGUAAAACAACUUAUGGAGGGUGGUGCAGAUGAAUUCACUGGUGAGGAGGGAGGACUGACUGUUGAAGAAUUGGAACUGCAGCAGCAGUUACUCAAGGAAAAAAUGGAGUCUGCCCAGGAGCAACUUAAAUCUGCAGGCAUUAAGUCAACUAAACCAGGUAAACCAGCCAAUAAAGAGAAAAAGGAAAAGAAAUCACUCAAGGUCAAAGAUGAAAAAGAUGAAGAAAUGGAGAGGAAGAAACAAGAGCUGAGAGAAGCACGGAGAUUAGAGAAAGAAAAACGUGAGCAGGAAGCUAAGCAGUUACAGGAUUUGAUAAAACAGAAGGAAGAAGAUAGGAAGAAUAAAGAAAUGGAAGCUAAGCGGGAACAGGAGAGGAAAGAAGCAGAACUGAAAAGAAUUGCUGAAGAAGAGGAGAGCAUACGUCAACAGGAGGAAGAAGUGAAAAGGAUACUGGCUGAACAAAGAAGAAUAGAACGAGAAGAAAGAGAAGCCAGGAGAAAACUUGAACUUGAGAGAAAGAAACAAGAGGCAAUCCGGCAGCGUGAGAAGCAGAAAGAGAUGAUGGCCAAGGCAAGACAGAAGGAGUUGGAGAUGCUAGAGAGAAUAGCAGAUAGUGAGGCAAGAAGACGGCGCAGGGAAGAAUUGGAAGAAGAUGAGGAAGAGGAGAAUGAGAAAUUAGAAAUGGAAUUUGAGGAAUCGCUGAAGCAGGUUGAAUUUGAGAUGGAGCAGGAGGAAGCAAAGAUUGCUUACUUGGAGAAGAAGGCAGAGGAGGAGGCCAUGGCUGACAUGGUGCGUGAGAGGGAAGAAGCUGAAUGUAGACGACAGAAGAUUGAAGAGGAAAUGGAAAAAGUCAGACAACAAGAACAAGAAAAAAUGCAAAAGAUGUUUGAAGAACAGCAAAAACUUGAAUUGGAGAUUCAGAAGAGAGAGGAAGAGGAGGAAAAACAGAGGGAGAUUGAGAGACAGAGACUUCUGGAGCUACGAAAGAUGGAGGAAGAGGCAAGAGAGAAGAUGCGCCAAGAAAUGCAGAAUAGAAGAGAAGAGCUCCUUAAGCUCAGAGAAAAGAAUAUAGAGAGGAAAAACAACUUGGAGAGUGUCCGUCGUUCACAGGGUGUCACCAAACCAUGGGUGUUUUCAUAUUAUGUGCUGUGGCCAAGAGAAACUUAUGAAAAACCAAUGAUCUCAGAUGAUAAGAAAAAAGGUGGGAAGAAAAGUGGGAAGAAAGGGAAGAAAAGUGGGAAAAAGAGUGGGAAGAAAAAGAAAUGAUCCUAGCCUGCAGUGCUCUUACAAAUAAUUAGAAAAAGUUGUGCUGGGUGAUUUCUGUGACAUUUUCUUAAAUCAGUAUGGCUUUAAGAUAAUGUUUAAACUGAUGUAAUGAUGGAUACAUUCAUGAAGACCAACAUUGCCACAAAAAGAAGAAAACUCAAAUAAUGUCAUAAUCAGUGUGGAUAAUUUUGAUAUAGAUUUAUUAUUUUUGUUGAAUCUAAAUCAGGGUAUUUUUUAAUUUUUAAUGUAUAAAAGAGAUUUUCUCUAUAAGGAAAUUACUUCAUUAUGAUAAAAUCAAAUAAAGCAUUCCAUGACAUAAAAAAA